UCCGGCGAGAGCUCGCCUCCCUUCAGCCAUCAUGUGGAUCCAGGUGCGCACCAUGGACGGCCGGCAGACCGAGCGGCUCGACAACCUUUCCAAGCUGACCAAGGUUGAGGAGCUGCGGCAGCGGAUCCAGGAGGUGUUCGGGGUGGAGCUGGAGCGGCAGCGGCUCUUCUACCGGGGUAAGCAGAUGGAGGACGGCCACACGCUGUUCGACUACAGUGUCAACCUGAAUGACAUCGUGCAGCUGAUGGUGCGGCAGGUCCCGGUGUGUGUGUCCCCGGUCACCGAGGAGAAGGACGAAGUACCGGAGGAGGAAGAAGAGGCCAAGAUGCCCGACAUAGAGCCGGAGGAAGAGAAAGAGCUCCCCUCCACCGAGCUCGCCCUGUACAAGGCCGACCAGCUGGUGGACGCCCGGGACCUGAACAUGGGAGCCUGGUUCGAGGCCCAGGUGGUGAAGGUGACCCCACACCCCUCUUCUGAGGACUUCCUCUACCACAUCCGGUAUGAGGACUACCCUGAGAAUGGGGAGGUGCAGCUGACCGAGAAGGAUGUGAGACCCCGGGCCAGGACCAAGCUGCCAUGGGAUGAUCUUAUGGCGGGACAAGUGGUCAUGGUCAACUACAACCCCGAUGACCCGAAGGAGAAGGGCUACUGGUACGAUGCUGAGAUCCUACGAAAGAGGGAGACCCGUACCAUCAAGGAGGUAUACGCCAAAGUCAUGCUCGGUGACGCCGGCGACUCCCUGGAUGACUGCAGGAUCCGCUUUGUGGAUGAGAUUUUUAAAAUUGAGGAGCCGGGCGGCGAGGACCUGUCCCCGGAGAGCCCUCCGAAGCGUCAGAACGGGCCCGAGUGCAAGCACUGCCGGGAUAACCCCAGGGUGAAGUGCCACAUGUGCGCCUGUCACAUCUGCGGGGGCAAGCAAGACCCUGAUAAACAGCUGCUGUGUGACGAAUGCGACGUGGCGUUCCACAUGUACUGCCUGGACCCGCCUCUUUCUGCCCUGCCCGAUGAGGACUGGUACUGCCCCGAAUGCAGAGUCGAUACCAGCGAAGUGGUGCUGGCUGGCGAGAAGCUCAAGGAGAGCAAAAGGAAAUCCAAGAUGCCGUCGGCCUCUUCUUCCUGCCAGCGGGACUGGGGCAAAGGCAUGGCGUGUGUUGGGCGCUCUAGAGAAUGUACCAUUGUCCCAUCCAAUCACUACGGGCCGAUACCUGGGGUGCCGGUUGGCAUGCAGUGGAAGUUCAGAGUGCAGGUCAGUGAAGCCGGGGUGCACAGGCCGCAUGUAGCUGGCAUCCACGGGAGAAGCAACGAUGGCUCCUAUUCUCUUGUGCUAGCCGGAGGUUACGAGGAUGAUGUAGACCGCGGGACUGAGUUCACUUACACCGGCAGCGGAGGCCGUGACCUCUCCGGUAACAAACGCACUGCUGAGCAGUCAUGUGACCAGAAACUCACAAACAUGAACCGAGCUCUAGCCUUGAACUGCAACGCACCCAUCAAUGACAAACAGGGCUCCGUGGCUAAGGACUGGCGAGCCGGAAAGCCCGUCCGCGUCGUGCGCAGCUCCAAGGGGAGGAAACACAGCAAAUAUGCCCCCGAGGACGGCAACCGAUACGAUGGAAUUUACAAAGUGGUCAAGUACUGGCCUCAGAAGGGAAAGUCUGGCUUCCUCGUGUGGCGUUACCUGCUCAAGAGAGACGAUGAGGAACCUGCUCCGUGGACCAAGGAGGGUAAAGAGCGAAUAAAAAAACUGGGCAUUGCCAUGCUGUACCCCGCGGGCUACCUAGAAUCCGUUGCUAAUAAAGAGAGGGAAAAAGAGAAUGACGCCAGUGCUAGCGCGCUCGAAACUCCCAGCAAAGGCAAGAGGAAAAGGAAGUCUGAGAAUGCUAAAGCUCUGGUGCCAUCUGCUGGCACUCCCAAGAAAACCAAAGUGGAAGUGUACAAACUGAGCGCCGAGCAGAAAGCUCUGAUUCACAAAGAUGAAAUCAAUGGCAAGUUAUGGAAUGACGCGCUGAGCUUCCUGAAGGAAGGACCGAAGUUCAUCAACAAGGUGGAAGAGACCUUCCUGUGCAUCUGCUGCCAAGAAGUGGUGUACGAGCCGGUCACCACCGAGUGCCUGCACAACAUCUGCAAGACCUGCCUGGAUCGUUCCUUUAAAGCCUCCGUGCAUACUUGUCCCGCGUGCAGACACGACCUGGGCAAGAACUACAACAUGUCUGUGAACAAGGCACUGCAAGCUGUUCUCAGCCAGCUCUUCCCUGGCUAUGAGAGUGGCAGAUAA
Molecule: messenger RNA, 2272 nt
Organism: Nanorana parkeri
Lineage: Eukaryota; Metazoa; Chordata; Amphibia; Anura; Dicroglossidae
Product: E3 ubiquitin-protein ligase UHRF1-like
Exons: 1
Coding region: 32-2272 (746 amino acids)
Biological process (GO): negative regulation of gene expression via chromosomal CpG island methylation
Molecular function (GO): ubiquitin protein ligase activity; protein binding
Source: RefSeq, a predicted model, not a curated record